AUGGCUGAGCGAACUGAAACACGAAAGCUCCCGCGAGGUGAGCGAUGCACGCAGUGCGGAGACCGAAGAUACUAUCUGGAGAAUGGCCUUCGGUUUUGCGCAUCCAAUGGCCAUGAGAUCGAGGGCUUCGUUCAAUUUGACAUUGGUGAGGAAGAAGACUCUGGUAAGAUGGGCAUGGUCACAAGAAAAGAGAAGGAACGCAAGGAACGAGAAAGAAAGCACCUCACUGGACUAGCGGGUAAGAGCUUGUUUCUGGAAGCUCUCCAGCUCAUUUUGAGGUACCAGCUGUCCUGGAUGAUCCACGAAAAAGGCUUCAGAGAUGAACUUGAAACGGUUGUUCGUGACCUCUGGGAUCUCCGAAUCCGGGCUUUCUCAUCCCUCGUUCCAGAUGAGACCGAGGCUCCGGACACAUUGGAGGUGUUCAGUUCUCAGCCGCUACCCGACGAAGGAGAAGUUGUCGUAAAAUCAAGCGCGACAAAUCGGAGUUGGGACGCCGAUAGAGGGUCCAACUGGCCCAUGCCCAAGAUGAGCGAUACUUUAGGCUUAUGUUACCUCGGUUGUCUUCUUCUCAGGAUCCCAAUACGUAUCGGGGAGAUUUUUCAAUGGGUUACUAGCAACAACAUGCCCUACAAUCGAGUAUAUUUCAGCCUGCCUCAGGAGAUGAAAGACCGAAUGCCAUCGUUUUUCACCCAAGCGCUGAAAUUGCCCUUUCAAACUCCCCUUGUUGGUGGAGAGCUACACCAAACAAUUUUACACUUGGUGAUGUCCUUUAGCUUCAACUACGAGCUCAUAUUCCCGGCCCUAUCUUACGUGCCGAUUUUCGUCCAGCUAGCAAGAAAUCUUUCACUACCAGCCGAGGUGAUUCAUGGGGCAAAAGAGCUCUCAAGCGCCCUGAGUUGCACUUUCCAAUACCCAAUUCGAAAGCAGCGGGUGUUUCCAAUAGAUCACCCUGAAAUCCUUUUGAUAUCAUUGCUGAUUAUUUCAACAAAACUAUGCUUUCCUUUCGAUGGCAGCCGCCCCCUUGUCACAGAUGGAUAUACAUUUGAUUGGGAGCGGUGGUCUCAAGCAAGAGCAAAACAAGAACCGCCAAAUCAUGAAAAGCACUCAAUGACCGAGUACUCGGCUCAGGAAAUUGUGUCACUAGACGAUGAAGAGCUGGACCAAUUCUUCUCGCAGCUUGCAAGCUUAAACGAUAGUAAAAUUAAGAAUCCGGUUACCAGGUUUUUCCCUGUAGAGAACGUUCCAGAGCUAGAGCCUCCAGUACCAGAAAUUGUUCCUCAGGAACUAGAUGCGGGCGUGAAGCAGGUCUUAUCCGAAGCCAUUCAAAAGUCAUCCGGUUCAGGCGAAGAGACUACCAACGAGGAUGCAGAUCUAGGUGUUAAUUACGAAGCAUUCAAUCACCUCGAGGAUCUAAAUGCGCCUGGAAAAACUCUUUACGAAGCUGCAGGUAAGAAUGAGCUCUAUUCAAUACACAAGACCACUCACUAA
This is a messenger RNA of Clonostachys byssicola, 1488 nucleotides long. NCBI's taxonomy places the organism in Eukaryota, Fungi, Ascomycota, Sordariomycetes, Hypocreales, Bionectriaceae. The record is from the annotation of a GenBank genome assembly.